This is a messenger RNA of Prorocentrum cordatum, 4941 nucleotides long. NCBI's taxonomy places the organism in Eukaryota, Dinophyceae, Prorocentrales, Prorocentraceae. The record is from the annotation of a GenBank genome assembly.
AUGGUGGUUGGCAGCUGGAAGAAGUGCAAGAUUGCGCCGACGCCGAUCGCGCAGCUGGCGCACGCGACGGCCGCGUCGGCACCACCCUCGUCGGGCUGGGGGGCCCACAUACAGUCGCAACUCCUCGAGAAGAUCCAGGCGCUGAGGAUGGAGCUGGGGGUGACCUCGGACAAGCAGCCGCUGGCGCUAGCGGCGGGCACGUACCUGGACGAUGCGGCGAUCGGGGCCAGGGGGGCGUCGGCGCUGUGCUACAAGACUGUCUCGAUCGAUGGGCUCGCCUCGGGCAGUGGCUCCGGAAGCGACGAGCAUUGCCCCGUUACCUUCGCUGCGCCCGUUGGCGAAAGCGGCUUUGAUCAAGACGAGCUGAUGACGAACGCGAUGGGCGGCGGCACGGAGGAGGCAAAGGCAUCCCAGACCACCUCGGAGGACGAGCUGCUGAGCGAGACGCUCCAGCCAAGCAAUACGUCCCAGACCUCCACGGAGGACGAGCUGACGACGAACGCGAAGGACGGUGGCACGGGGGAGACGAAGGCGCCCCAGACCACCUCAAAGGACGAGCUGCUGAGCGAGCGCGACUGGAGCGACAUCUAUCUCACCAGCACUCUCAAGUAUUCCCGCAAGCGGGACAUCUACCCCAUCAAGUACUUCCUCAAGAUGCAACUCUCGUCGCCGCUCCCUCGAGCCUCGAAAGCGAUGACGGCGUCGAAGUCCCUGCCAGUGCUGGGGGGCUCUACGGUGUCGGUCGUAGACUUCCAGAGUUCCCCGCAGGAGCAGGGCCGCGUCCUUGCGCAGCAAGGAGCGGCCCAAGGCAACCGCGACGUGGUCGCGCAAGUGCCUCACCGUGGUGGGUCGGUCCUCUUCGUGGCGGUGGCGAUGUUCAUGACAGUUGACUCGUGCGUGGACCCAGGCGCUGUCCAGCUGCAGGCUCCAGAGGUGUGGGCUCUGCGGCGGAGCCCCGGCGGGGCGCAGAUGUCGACCUCCAGGCGCGACGUCCACUUCGGACACGUCACUUGGUUCGACGAGAGGCUGGGCUCAUCGCCCACCUGGGCCCAGCUCACCAAGAACACGUUCAUCGAGUUCGACGAUAGGGAGGACGCCGUCGACGAGGACUGCUGCCCGCUCCGCCGCGAGAGGUCGGCCCCGGCGCGCGCCGCGGUGGUCGUGGCCUCAGGCGCCAGAGCGUCAGGGGUCUCCUUCGCGGACCCGGUCACCGCCGCGGCUGCCGCCGCGGACGAGACCGUCCGGGCGCACGCCAGCGUCGACGAGGAGUGGGCCGACGAUAUCCCAGGCAACGGGCUGCCCCCCGACGCAGUGGCCGACGGCCAAGACCCCGUGGUGCAGGGCGCCGCUCAGCCGCCCCCGCUGCAGGUUGCAGCCCAGCCGUUGCCUCCUGCUGCCAGGCCGCCAGCGGCUACAUCGCUUGACGACGUCGCAAAGGUUGUCCGCGUUCUCGUGACCAAGCGCCACGACGACGGCCAGCCCGUGGUCCUCGAGAGCGCGACGUCCUUGGCGGCCAGACUGGGGCUGCACAUGUCGCAUUUCCGCCUCAAGGUGUACGCCGCGGCCCGUGCAGCACACUGCGCCGCCCGCGCCCACGUGGACAGACUGAUUCGUGGCACGCUGGCGGCCUGCAGGCAGGCGCCUGGCCAGGACGGAGGGUCGAAGGGUGACGUCAUCAAUGCCGCGCUGCGGCAUCAGCUGGACAGCCCGCUAGACCCGCUCAUUGAAACGCGUUUCCCUCGCCAGUUGGACGUCGUCGGAUGCGAUGCUGCCAGUGGGAACUUGAGGAGUGAGCGGGCGAUGGGCUACCAGUACCCAUUCAGAUCGCAGUUAUUGUUGUUAUGCAGGGCCCACAUGAAGAAGAAGGUGGCCGAGCAAGGGUACAAGACGAUCCAGCCAUUCGACACGCACCUUGUUCGUUGCCAGAUGUCCCUCGUAGGUGACCAUGUGAUUGCUCUGCGCCACGAGGCGCGCCGACUCCAUGAGGAACAGGUCAUUAUAUUGCACGGCGUUUGCCCCGAAAGCGCCACAACACAUCGGCGCAAGAUCUGGGAUAUGUAUUUCGACGACCCCACGGACCCGACAUUGAUGUAUCGCAGAGCCAUCUGCCAACGACUGUACAAUGGCGACAUCAGGAAGCAUGGGGUUGUCGAGCACUAUUGCAAUGGGUGCUGCAGGUCGCCAGCACACACAGUCUUCCUGAUGAGGAGGUAUGGGGUCGGCGCCCUUUUUGGCGGGGUCGACGUGAUGAACAGGGCGAACUGGACCAACAAGUUGCGGAGCCACAGGACCGUCGGGCUUCCAGCUUCUGUCCACGGUCUUUUCCAGGCGGCGUACUUGCGAGCUCUGCCUGCGCCCAAGCGGGCGGGGGCCCCUGCGCCGCCGCCGCCUGGUGGCGGGGCCCGCGGUGGGGGCGAUGGCCCCCCAGCCGCGCCGCCCGUCGGCGAAGGCGAGGGCCCCCCCCAAGGCGGCCUGGGUGCAGGCGACCCAGCAGGCGAGCAUGAGGCCGACGCGGACGACGGCAACACUUUCAGCGAGGAGCAGGCGGCCAGGGUCUUGGGCAGCCGCGCGUGGAUGCUUGGUGGCACAGUCGAAGAUGACAUGUACGUUGCUUCAUCCAUGGUGGUGUUGACGGACAGCUAUGUGACAAAACAGUUGCACACCAGCGGCUCGGCUUUCGAGCAGCAGCAGCAGCAGCACGUGGCGGCAGGCCGCCCUCGGACGUACCAGGCCUGGUUGGCGCAUGAGGACGCAGAUGCGAUCUCUAUCUUGACGAGUUCGUACAAUGCGAUCUUCGACGCGCGAGCCUGGGACCCGCUGCAGUGCCGCACGGAGGCGGCAGGGUUGAGCAUAUACCGAUUGUACUCCAGGAUGGGCGCCGUUGCUUACCAUCUCGUGUACAGGUCCAAUCGGAACUGGCCCAUGCCGCUGCUAUAUGCCUCGAAGGACGCCACCAUGUUGGGGCGGCUUGGAAGUACCAAGCCUUGUUUGCUGGAUGCGUACAGUGCUAACUUCGCUAGCUUUUAUGCUGGGCGCCUCGGUUCAACCGCUGCCAUGGCCGAGCUCAAGGGUGCUGUCUCGGUGAUCGACAUAGAUACAGCCGACGUGGAACGCAUGCAUUCUGUGAACCAGAGGGGUGCGCGCUUCAGAGUUUGGACGCACGUGGAGACCGUCGAGGAGGUGAGCGCCCACUUCGCCACGCACUCAGCCGCCGAUUUUGGCGUUGCCGCUGCAUCGCGGCCACCUGGCUGCCAGAGGGCGGCUGCCCCCAAGCGCAUGCUUCAGGAGGGUGGCCCGCCCCGCGGCCGCAAUAGCGUCAAGAUGUGGGCAUGGCGAACUUUUGUUCACAUGAGGGGCAGUGGCUUUCUCACGCGGGAGUCAGCGGCAGAGCUGUCCGAGCAGUACCGAGCGUUGAGCGAUGAUGAGUUUCAGCAGUAUCGUUUGUUGGGUGCCCUCGCGAGGGAUCAGCAUCUGGCAGGACUGCGUUCCUUCCCGAAGCGCCGAAGAGCUGCUGCCGCGUCGGCCUCGAGCGACGCUGGCGGGGUCAUCGGGCUGCUGCCGUCGAGCCGCGGCCGACGGGACCUCCCACUGGGCGACGGUGAGUUGAGGAAGUUGGCCUACCAGGAGAGCGGCGACGACAUGUUCGCCUUAGUGGACACGGCCGCGACCGUCGAGGGCGACAUUGACGUCCAGGUUGAUGCUGGCAGAGUCCUGCGGUAUCGGAGGCGCGCAGAGUGCGUGGCGGCGGACGCUUGCCAGGGCAUUCGCGGCUCGUGUCGCCAGACUGUUGGCCAGUUGGCGUCUGAGUGGGAGGACAUGCACCGAACGUACACCAUGAAGAACGUCCCCCACCUUGGCAAGGUCCCCACUUGCCGCCGACGCUGCCACGAGGCCGAGACCUGCAUCUGCGAGGGGGAGGGCGCGCCGCUGCGGAGGCUCGAGGCGCACGUCAGGAGCGCGUUCGCAGCCUUGCGCCGCUGGGACAAGAAGGCGGCGAAGGCCGCUCUGGCUCGCGGCGAUUCGGUGUUGCGUUUCACCUCCGUGGUUCGCCCUCCGAGCGCCGAUGCUGAGGCAGACGGUGGUGCUGCUGGUGCCCUUGUGCCUCUCGGCGAUGGCGGUGGUGCGACCACGUACCGUUUUUUCCACGUUGCUUUCCACUAUUCGAAGCCAUUUGCUCCCACAGUGGUUGAGUUGGAGAGGGACCCGACCAGGGACCGCGGCGACAUCUUGGGCGUGCUGCCGAAGCGGACUGGCGACCCGACAACGUUCUGGCGAUCCACUUGGGAGAUGGUCAAGUCAUUCGAGUCGGGGCCGCACGUGACCAUCAGCUUCUGGCAGUUCGUCGGCGCCCGCAGGCACGUCGUCUCCGUGGAGCCUUGGAAGCUGUGGAUCUCGAACGUGACGGCAGAGGUCGACCCUCCGCCCGAGAGGUGGACCCACGGGGCAUUCGGCCAGCUCUUCGAGCAGUUCGAGCAGUUCGAGCACCAGCAGUUCGAGCAGUUCGAGCUCUGCCCGCCGCUCGCGGCCGAGGGCCUGGCCGCCCCGCGGGGUUUUGGCAAGGUGCCGCCCGAGAUCGUGGCGCCGUGCGGCAACGGCGUGAUCAGGUACUACGCGACCACAGGCGUCAUGGUAGCCCAGUGCGGCGUAAGGUCUCAUCAGGUUGGCCAUGGGUGCUUUUUGACUCGGAGUUGCAGGGCGAUGGGGUCCAACAAGUCGAAGGGCAGGAUGCUCGGGCUGUUCGCAGCCUGGCUGGAGCUCGACGACAGCACCAUGGUCACCCGAUGGGAGCACGUGCACCUGUACAAGCCUGCCCAUCGCGAUCGGCUUGUUGCGAGGCAGGCUGCCCUCGCAAGCGGCAGCCCGCUGCUGCUGGCACUCGCCUCGAAAGAGCGAGACGAGAAUGAUAAUGAUGUGGAGGGGGAGCCUCUCGGCGACCCCUAG